This is a messenger RNA of Rhipicephalus sanguineus (brown dog tick), 1829 nucleotides long. RefSeq lists its product as uncharacterized. NCBI's taxonomy places the organism in Eukaryota, Metazoa, Arthropoda, Arachnida, Ixodida, Ixodidae. The coding region runs from base 136 to 1785 and encodes 549 amino acids. The record is from RefSeq and is a predicted model, not a curated record. The transcript has 16 exons. Gene Ontology annotation, molecular function: transmembrane transporter activity. Gene Ontology annotation, biological process: transmembrane transport.
UCGUCGCUGCCAGGCAACGUGAGAAACCAUUUCUUUCCCGCUUACAAAAGAGCAGCUGAGCCUCGGCAAUUUUGCCACGGACGCAACAGCAGGUGCCGGGGCUCAGAACCUUCUGGUGUCAAUCAUCGUGUCGCGAUGCUGGAAGUUGCAGAAAUCUCACGGCGAAUGUCAGGAUCCAAGAACGCUCCAGGAUACAUCAAUCGUGCAUUCAUCAUCGACCCUUCAGAUGAAGGCAAGAAAGACAUCGAAAACUGCAGCGCAGACGACGACAAAGAGAAGGAAGCCUCAGCGGCGCCCAAAGGGGUGCUGGCAAUAAUCCGCCAGAGCCGAUGGAUGCUACCUUUAGUCUACACUCACAUAUGGAUGUCGGCUUCCUUUUCAAUCAUGCAACCGUACUUCCCACCUUUGGCUGCUGCCGCUGGUUUGGAAGCCUGGAAAUAUGGAUUCUUUUUCUCGGCCACUAAAGUUGCGAUGUUACUAGGAUCUGUGCUAAAUGAACGCCUCAUGGCUAUUGCAUCGCCGCGAAAGUGCUAUUUGUCAGGGCAGAUUGGUUUUCUGCUAUUUACUAUUCUGCUCGGGUUAAUGUACUGGUCACCAGGCGGCGACAUCUUCCUUGGCCUCUGUCUAGUGCUGGCCCUCAUUGGUGGCUUCUUUUCUACUGUGUACGUCGUUUCGGCGUACACAGUUGUCACUGCGGAGUUCCCUGUCCACACUGGUCUUAUAAUCUCUACAGUGGAAUUCUUAUGGGGCUCAGGAAGUAUGAUCGGGUGUGGCAUUAGUGGACUGCUGAUUGACGCCUGGGCUUAUCCUCUGCCCUUCUUCGUACUCGCCUUACUGGCAAGCUUUUCGCUUCCAUGGACAACACGCUCGCAAAGAAUACCAGACAAACCUUUAAAAGGCCAUCAUGGAAUUCAUGUUCGGAUGCGGGAACAUGGCUGGUUCCGUACUUGGAGGAGCCCUAAUCGACUUGUGGGAAUACCCUCUGCCAUUUUUUGUCCUGGGCACCAUAAUCAUCCUGUCGAUUCCUUGGAUUAUCAAGCACAAGAAGGUCCCGAACAAACAACCCGAAGCUCCACCCGAGGGGGCCCUGAUGCUGCCCAAGGUUCGGAGAAAAAGCUGUAUCGGCUCCUUUGGGACCCACUUUUCAUGGUCAACAUGGUAACACUGAUGCUCUCCUGGGUCAUCAUGGGUUUCAACGAACCCACCCUGGAACCGUACUUGAGACAGUUCAACCUCAGCAGCACGCGACUUGGAGUACUGUACAUGGUACAGUUUGCAAGUUACACCGUGGGCGCGGCAUUCGCGGGACUGUUUUGUUACGUCAAGAUGGCAGCAUUUUUUGCGUUUGCUGGGCAACUGAUGACAGCUUUCGCCUACCUUAUACUUGGCCCAGCACCGUUUGUCCAACAAGACCCGCAGCUCUGGAUGGUCUACGUCUCUCAGACGUUCACGGGUGUUGGAAUGGCUGCCCAAUUCAUCUGCAGCUUCUCGUUAGCUCUCAGCCAUACAGCUAAGCGAGGGUACCCAGACGACAUACGGACUACUGGAUUCGUGUCAACUGUUGUAGUGACCUUCUUGGUUAUUGGUGCCAUUACGACACCCCCGAUAGCAGGGUAUCUCGUAGAAAAGUUCAGCUACAGACCGGGAUCUAUGUUCCUCUUCGGCAUCCUCUUAUUCUGGACCCCCAUAACCCUUCUCCACUGGAUUUAUUUGAUGUACAUUCAACGGACAAGGAGUGCCGAUGUAGCACUGCAGGAUCGAUCCAUUUCUUCUCGAAAGUCAUGAGUGUGCCAGCAGUUGUCAUUUUGUGCCAGUAAUAAAUAUAUAUU